Rotaria sp. Silwood1 is the source of this 252-nucleotide messenger RNA. Lineage: Eukaryota; Metazoa; Rotifera; Eurotatoria; Philodinida; Philodinidae. The record is from the annotation of a GenBank genome assembly.
AUGUCACAUUGUCAUGCUCCACAACCUGAUCGUGUUUCAGCUAUCCAACUACAGAACGCAAUUAAAGCUCGUACUGCGACAACAGAUGAACCAUCCAGCUCAAUUCUUUAUUCAGCCUUACGAACAUAUCCUCUUAGUGCCGCUGGUGAACUUCCAAAAAACGAUGCACUUAUGCUCAUAAUUCGACGACAACGCACUGCUGAAACAGUCGAUGCCGAUGGUGGUUUACCAGAAAAGUUAAGAAAGACAUAA